Saxophila tyrrhenica is the source of this 393-nucleotide messenger RNA. RefSeq lists its product as uncharacterized. The coding region runs from base 1 to 393 and encodes 130 amino acids. Gene Ontology annotation, molecular function: protein binding. The record is from RefSeq and is a predicted model, not a curated record. The transcript has 3 exons. NCBI's taxonomy places the organism in Eukaryota, Fungi, Ascomycota, Dothideomycetes, Mycosphaerellales, Extremaceae.
AUGGCUUGCGAUCCGCUUAGACUGGGUGUCGGGAAGCUCCUCAACGACACGAAACUCUCCCACUUCACGGUUCGAUGUGGCACGAGAGAGUGGGCAGCUCAUAAGCUGGUCCUGUGCGUUCAAUCCGAAUAUUUCGACUGCGCAAUCCAUGGCGACUUCAAGGAAUCACGUGAAAACCUCAUCGAACUACACGAAGAUGACCCGGAGAUCGUCUCCUACAUGAUGCAGUGGCUCUAUGCGAACUAUUACCGGAUCUCCGGCCGACCUCGCACAUCCUCUUUGUACCCGGACAUACACGUCCGCGUAUACGAGCUCGCCGACAAGUACCUGCUCCACGAGCUCAAGGAUCUCGCAUCAAGAACAAUCGCGAUGCCAGACGAAAGCCUUCGCUGA